AUGAAUUUAAGUUCGAGUUUACAUUUCCGACCAAGUAUAAUCAAUCGGUGCUUUGAAAUUCAAGCAUUAAGAAAGUAUUUUGCGUUUACAUUCAUCGGAUCAAUAUUAUGGAUAGCUUUUUUCUCGUAUUUGAUGGUCUGGUGGGCAAAUGUUAUCGGUGAAACGUUAGCGAUACCAAACGAGGUAACAGCUAUCUAA
Gongylonema pulchrum is the source of this 198-nucleotide messenger RNA. Lineage: Eukaryota; Metazoa; Nematoda; Chromadorea; Rhabditida; Gongylonematidae. The record is from the annotation of a GenBank genome assembly.